Molecule: messenger RNA, 354 nt
Organism: Fonsecaea nubica
Lineage: Eukaryota; Fungi; Ascomycota; Eurotiomycetes; Chaetothyriales; Herpotrichiellaceae
Exons: 2
Coding region: 1-354 (117 amino acids)
Biological process (GO): mitochondrial outer membrane translocase complex assembly; protein insertion into mitochondrial outer membrane
Cellular component (GO): mitochondrial outer membrane
Source: RefSeq, a predicted model, not a curated record
AUGUCCGAAACAGACGGUACAGCUGCUUCCUUCAUUGAACCUCCCUCGAGCGGCGACGACAACGACGACAUCGACUCGUUGCCCUCCGAACCCGACUCCGAUGAAGUCACCGUGAGCGAAGAGGAAGAAUAUUCAGAGUCUGACGCGGAGAGGGAGUGGAAGGAGAGCUUGCAGCAGUUGGAGCUGCUCCUGUCCAUGGUGAUUGUCCCCUAUGUCGGGAAAUAUUUUGGCAGGAAGUUUGCCUACUGGGGGUGGAAACAACUCAUGGAAUGGAAAUAUCCGGUCGAGAUUGUCGUGACCAACAAGGCCGCGUUCAAGGGAAUCGGCGCUAUAGAGGCCGCGGCUUCUCUAUAA